AGGCUUCCAUUGGGUGCCAGAGUCCUCGUCCCCUUCAACCUCUCACCAGGAUUGGUUGUUUCAUUUCUUGUCUUGGCGUCUGAUUGGUUGUUUGAGCUCGUCCGGAGAUUGGAUGCCGGGAGUCAAGGGGGUGGGAGGCGGGAAUUCGUCCGGGAGAGCGUUGUUGAGCGGACGCUUGAGGGGCAGAGGAAAGCUCGGGCAACCCCGAGGCCGCGACCGGGCACGGGCGGUAGCAGCCUACUGAGGGAGAGAAGGAGGCUCGUGACCUCUCUUCCUUGUCAGCGCUCCACUGUAUUUUUUUUUUUUUUUUUUUUUUGGCGGAUAUCGGUUUCCUUUUCUUCCGUGAAUCGGAGCCUUGUCGGCGUUGCUUCGGUUUUCCCCAGAACAGGCAAGUCUGUCUCCCGUGCGGGGAAGUACGCGAAACUUGCGGGAAGUCGGCUUCCGUUUUCGCCCAACCUCCUUGCUGGCCGUUAGGAAUCUGAAGUAAACAAUAAAGCAUGAUGUCUUCGAUGUCUGAAUAUACAAUUGGUGGGGUGAAAAUUACCUUUCCUUAUAAAGCUUACCCAUCGCAGCUUGCUAUGAUGAAUUCUAUUGUCAGAGGAUUAAAUAGUAAGCAACAUUGUUUACUGGAGAGCCCUACAGGAAGUGGGAAAAGUGUAGCCUUACUUUGUUCUGCUUUAGCAUGGCAACAAUCUUUUAAUGGGAAGCCGGUGGACAAAAGCUUAAGUAAAAAAGCUGAAGUACCAUCGUCAUGCUGUUGUGCAUGCCAUUCAAAGAAUUUUACAAACAUUGACUUGAAACAAGGAACUUCACAUCAUUUCAACAGUCCAAGUACACCACCUUUAGAAAGAUAUGGCACUUCAUCAACUUGUCAAGAAGACUCUCCUGAAAAAAGUACGCUGGCUGCAAAGCUAUCUGCCAAGAAACAGGCUUCCAUAAAAAGAGAUGAAAAUGAUGAUUUUCAAGUAGAGAAGAAAAGAAUUCGACCCUUAGAAACUACACAGCAGAUUAGAAAGCGUCAUUGUUUUGAAAAAGAAGUACAUCAUUUGGAUGCAACAGUUGCUUCAGGAAAGACAAAACUCAACUCUCCAUUAGGAAAGAUAAACUCUGCUUCUCUACAAAAUCCCCCUGGUCACUGUUCCAGGUGUUGUUGUUCUGCUAAACAAGGAAACAGUCAAGAUUCCUCAAAUACCACAAAGAAGGAUCAUGGGGGGAAAUCCAAGAUACCCAAAAUAUAUUUUGGGACACGCACACACAAACAGAUUGCUCAGAUUACUAGAGAGCUCCGGAGAACAGCAUAUUCAGGGGUCCCAAUGACUAUUCUUUCCAGCAGGGAUCAUACUUGUGUCCAUCCUGAAGUAGUGGGUAACUUCAACAGAAAUGAAAAGUGCAUGGAAUUGUUGGAUGGAAAAAAUGGCAAAUCCUGCUAUUUUUAUCAUGGUGUGCAUAAAAUUCGUGAUCAACACACAUUACAGACUCUGGAAGGGAUGUGCAAAGCCUGGGAUAUAGAAGACCUCAUCAGCUUGGGAAAAAAACUAAAGGCAUGUCCAUAUUACACAGCACGAGAACUAAUAGAAGAUGCUCACAUAAUAUUUUGUCCCUACAACUAUCUUCUGGAUGCACAAAUAAGGGAAAGUAUGGAUAUCAAUCUGAAAGAGCAGAUUGUCAUUUUAGAUGAAGCACAUAACAUUGAGGACUGUGCUCGGGAGUCAGCAAGUUACAGUGUAACGGAAGUUCAGCUUUGGUUUGCUCGAGAUGAACUAGAUACUAUGGUCAACAAUAAUAUAAGGAAGAAAGACCAUGAACCACUAAGAGCUGUGUGCUAUAGCCUAAUUAAUUGGUUAGAAGCAAACUCUGAACAUCUUGUGGAAAGGGAUUAUGAAACAUCCUGUAAAAUCUGGAGUGGAAGUGAAAUGCUCUUAAAUUUACACAAAAUGGGCAUCACCACUGAUACUUUUCCCAUUUUGCAGGGACAUUUUUCUUCUGUUCUUCAAAAAGAAGAAAAGGUCUUACCAAUUUAUGGUAGAGAAGAGGCAAGAGAAGUACCAAUUAUUAGUGCUUCAACUCAAAUAAUACUCAAAGGACUUUUUAUGGUGUUUGACUAUCUUUUCAGGCAAAACAGCAGAUUUGCAGAUGAUUAUAAAGUUGCUAUUCAACAGACUUAUUCUUGGAUACAUCAGACUAAUAUUUCAGAUAAAAGUGAAUUCUUUGCUCAAGCCAAAAACAAGAAACGUAUAAGACAGAAAACUGCAGUUCGUGUGCUAAACUUUUGGUGCUUAAAUCCAGCUGUGGCCUUUUCAGAUAUUAAUGACAAAGUUUGGACCAUUGUUUUGACAUCUGGGACAUUAUCACCAAUGAAAUCCUUUUCAUCAGAACUUGGUGUUACGUUUACUAUCCAACUGGAGGCUAAUCAUGUCAUUAAUAACUCACAGGUUUGGGUUGGCACCAUUGGGUCAGGCCCCAAGGGUCGGCAUCUCUGUGCAACCUUCCAGCACACGGAAACAUUUGAGUUUCAGGAUGAAGUAGGGGCACUUUUGUUAUCUGUGUGUCAGACUGUGAGCCAAGGAAUUUUGUGUUUCUUGCCAUCUUACAAGUUAUUAGAAAAGUUCAAAGAACGUUGGCUCUCCACUGGUUUAUGGCAUAGUCUAGAGUUGGUGAAGACAGUCAUUGUAGAACCACCAGCAGUAGAAAAAAUUGAUUUUGAUGAAUUACUACAGAUAUACUAUGAUGCAAUCAAGUACAAAGGAGAGAAAGAUGGAGCCCUCUUGAUAGCAGUUUGUCGUGGUAAAGUGAGUGAGGGUCUGGAUUUCUCAGAUGACAAUGCCCGUGCUGUGGUAACAAUCGGGAUUCCUUUUCCGAAUGUGAAAGAUCUACAGGUUGUACUAAAGCGACAGUACAAUGAUCAGCACUCCAAACUGAGAGGUCUUUUACCUGGUCGUCAGUGGUAUGAAAUUCAAGCAUUUAGGGCCUUAAACCAGGCCCUAGGUAGGUGUAUUCGACACAAAAAUGAUUGGGGAGCUCUUAUUCUAGUGGAUGAUCGCUUUAGUAGUGACCCCACUCGAUAUAUAUCUGGGCUUUCUAAAUGGAUACGGCAGCAGAUUCAGUACCAUUCAACCUUUGAAAGUGCAAUGGAGUCCUUGGCUGAAUUUUCCAAAAAGCAUCAGAAAGUCAUUGAUGUAUCCAAAGAAGACAGAAAGUUUAUACAGGACAGUGAGUCUACACUUGAAGUGUCCUGUUUGAAGGACAAUCCCUUAACUUACUUAUUAGAAGCAGCAAAUCAUCUACCAACAGAAAAUCCUUGGGAAGGUGAAGCAAAAAUGUGUGCCCAGGAACUACAUUGUCCUAAAAUAACUACAAGUCCAUCUCUACCAAUAGACAUCGUCUCCCAAAAGGAACAAGAUGAUCCUGUAUUAUUGGAAGAGUCUGCCCAGACAAUGAAAGCAGAAACAAUUGUGAUUUCCAGAUCGACAAGCCCAACCUUCAACAAACAGACAAAGAGAGUUGACUGGUCUAGCUUUAAUUCUUUGGGACAUUAUAUUAUUGAUGAAAUUCUGACUGCAGCACCUAAAUUCAGGUCAUCAGAGGACUAUGCCUCUAGAGCUUCCCCUGUUGAAACAGAAAAGGGAUGUAAAACAGUUUUACCACUCACUGAUAAAUGUGAGUCCUCAUCCCUAACAGUAAACACAUCAGUUGGAUCAUGCCCUCAAUCAGAAAUUGUUAUUUCAUCAGUAAAGACUGAUGACAAUUAUUCUGAACAGCUGUCCUAUGAAGAAGCCCUGGAUCCGGACAUUGAAUUGUCUGUAGUUAGUGAAGAAGCUAAACUUUCCAUUUCAAAUAGAGCUUCUGACAUAGAAGCAGAGGAUGAAUCUAUCUAUUUUACACCUGAGCUUUAUGAUCCUGAAGACACAAAUGAAGAAAAGAAUGAACAAGUUGAAAGUGAUAGAGAUAAUAGAUGGGCUAAUAAUUCAGAUUGCGUUUUAGCUGAAGAUCUUUUUGAAAUUAGAACUGAGAAAGGAGUGGAUUCAGUCCAAGAAAUGAAAGCUGAGGAUUGCACAAAGUUGAAUAGACUCAUGCAUAUUAAAGAAGGCAAAGUUAAUGAAUACAGUAAUGUAAGAACAACCCAUAUAAAUAAAUUAGACCUGGGAAAAACUCGUGAAACAGAUAUAAAGAACAUUAAACAGUCUCCUUCCAAAAAUAAAGGUGUGUUCCCUGGUGUUAGGUAAUAAUACUUAACUGUCACACUCUAAAAAUGUAUUGUCAUGCUUAUAUUAAACUCUCUUAUAAAUGACAAUUUCUACAUUGGAUAAGUUGUAUGUUUUUUUUAUUUUUUGUAUUUUUCACUUUAAUUCAUUGUUGUUAGAGUUUCUAUUUUAUGUUCAGAAUGUUUUAUUAUUUUUGAGUUUUGAUAAACUGAUUCAUACAAAAUAUUUUCCUCCAACAAGUUUUCCUUAGAUGAAUACAAUUUAAAAAUUAACCAAUGUAAAAGAUAUGUAGUUUCCUAAGGUACUAUCUGUUUUUAUACUAAUACAUAGAAAUCAAUAGCAGUCUAAUCCAGUCAUAUUUCAGUCAUGUUUCCCUUAUAUAUUUACCUCAAAUCAGUAUAUUAUUUUAGAAAUCAAAGUUUUCUUGAAAGUUUAUUCCUGUAUUAAACUGCCUACUUAGAAGGAAUUAAGAAUUAAGGAAGAAAACUACAUGUAUUUUUAAUUGAUGUUGCUUUACAUUUUUUUCAUUUGAUAAACCACAAUCAAGCACUGAAUAUUAGCAAAUUAUGUAGUUACAAAAUGCCAAAUGAAUGACUCCAAAUUUUCAAUCCUAAUUAUUUGGCUUCAUCAUUGUUGAAAAAAGUGACAUGUUCUAGCAUGAAGGUUGUAAUUAUGAAACUGUUAACAUAGAAAACUCCAUAUAUAAAUUUUAUAAGUAAACCCAAACACGUAACUGCAGCUGAAAAAUGUUCUCUUAUAUAGGUCACUAAAUUUUUCUGUAAAUUUGAUUCUGUUUAUUUGUGAAUUUCACAGAUUUGUGAAAUGAAGUUAUACUUCUGAUCAAAAAUGGUUAUAAAAGAUGCAUUUCUCUGUCAUCAUUCC
Molecule: messenger RNA, 5084 nt
Organism: Hyaena hyaena (striped hyena)
Lineage: Eukaryota; Metazoa; Chordata; Mammalia; Carnivora; Hyaenidae
Gene: BRIP1
Product: BRCA1 interacting protein C-terminal helicase 1
Biological process (GO): nucleotide-excision repair; double-strand break repair involved in meiotic recombination
Cellular component (GO): nucleus
Molecular function (GO): ATP binding; DNA helicase activity; DNA binding
Source: RefSeq, a predicted model, not a curated record